CUCGAUGUCUCUCCCCCUUCAGGAGCGAUGGGCAGCAGCAGCGAACACCCGCGCGGCACCGUGGUCUGACCUGCCUUGACCCUCGUGAUGGCCCGGAGAGGCCUGCUGGUGCGCCUCACGAUGUGCCUCCUGCCCCUCCGUAUGGCUGUGGAGACCAUCCCCGUCAGCGCCAGAAUGAGACCCGAGACCAUGGAGUUCGGCCCCACACGACCCCUCCAGCACCCGCCGCCGCCACCAUCCAUAAGGACCUUCUUCAAGAGGACCGUGGAAGUGGAGGAUGCAAGAGAUGUGGAGGUGGAGCUUGUGGAGGCGCUAAACUGCUCCACUGAGACUUUGGCGGAUGGUGAAGAGAAGACUGUGAUGGUAGAUGUGACUUCCUCCUCCUCUUCCACUUCCUCUUCCUCAUCAUCACCAUCAUUAUCAUUGUCUUCGUCAUCUCUAUCCUCUUUUCCCUCCUCCACCUCACCAUUACCUUCGUCAUUACUAUCCUCAUCCUUAUCAUCUUCCAUCUCCUCUUCCUCCUCCUCCUCCACCUCCUCCAUCUCCACUCCUGUGUAUUCAUCUUCGUCUUCGUCCUCUUCCUCAUUAUCCUCCCAUUCCUUGCCCUUAUCUUCCUCCUCCUCGUCAUCAUCUUCUUCCUCUUCCUCCUUCGCCUCCUCCUCCUCUUACUACCAGACGCCUUCACCCGGCCUUCUUCUUCGUGAGUUCGCGCAGUCCCGCCGUCGAAGUGACCCAACGGAGGCGGCGGCGGCGGCGGCAACUCGGGGUCCACUCUCGCAGGCCAUGGUGAGCUGCGGCACGCGGAGCAACGAGGCGCCGCAGGACGGGGAAAAGUCCGACAACCUGACAGUCAUGAACGAGGUGUUUGAAAAUGGCUCUCUCCCGCUGGAUAAGGGAGUGAAAAUGAGCCCCGUUGGAGAAAGUGAAGGGGUAUUGAGUGGACAGGAAAUAGGAGGAGGUUCAGGAGGAGAAGGUGAGGUUCUUCCCUUCCGUUGUUCCUAUAUGGAGCCGAUGCCGCCCGUCUGGUCACGUGUCAUCACCGACCAGGCGCUACAGUGUGUGGUGAACCCGCACUGGCUGACCUACUCACCCCCUUCGCAUUUGUGCCACGUCAUCAUCACCGCCCUGUACCUCGUCAUCAUGACCCUCGGACUCGUCGGGAACGGCCUCGUCAUCUUCCUCUUCAUCAGCUCGCGGGCGCUUCGGACUCCCUCCAACCUCUUCAUUCUCAACUUGGCGGCGAGUGACUUCCUGCUGGUGGCGAUGAUGGCUAUGGUGGUGCACAACUCGCUGCUGGAAGGUCCUGCGAUGGGCCGAGUGGGUUGUGAUCUCUACGGGUUCAUGGGCGGCCUCACGGGAACCACCUCGAUCAUGACCCUCGCUGCCAUAUCCUUCGAUCGGUACCUCGUCAUCUCCUACCCGCUCGACCCCUUCAAGAAACUCUCAAACCGCCAGGUGUUGGCUAUUAUCUCCGCCACCUGGCUCUACGCCUUCACCUUCUCCGUCAUGCCUCUCGUGGGCUUCGCAGGACUAAACUAUUCCCCGGAGGGUCUUCUCACCACCUGUAGCUUCGACUACCUCUCCGAGUCCACCAACAACCGCAUCUACAUCUUCUCCUUCUUCGUGGCGGCGUGGGUCGUGCCCCUCAACAUCAUCGUCUUCAGCUACCUGUCGAUAGUGACCACCGUGUCCAAGCAGGAGCGGUACUGCCACACGUGUCCAGGCACCUUCUCCACCUCCUUCAAGCACCAGAGGCUCAAGAGGAAGAAGGGAGUCGAGCUCAAGUUGACUAAGGUAGCGUCGGGGAUCAUUGCCAUCUGGGUGGUGGCCUGGACGCCCUACGCGGUGGUGUCCCUGCUCGGCAUCUUCAGGCAGCGGGCCCUCAUCACGCCCCUCGUCUCCAUGGUCCCCGCCUUCUUCUGUAAGACUGCGGCGUGUCUCGACCCCUUCAUCUACGCUCUCUCCCACCCGCGAUUCAAGGCGGAGCUGAACAAAAGGCUGAUGUGGCGCCGACGUCACCUGAUGGGGGGCGUGAGGAACGGCAUGACGCAAGGCUUCUCCGCGAGCACCUUCAGCGAGAUGCGCGAGGAGCGGGAGCUGUCCGACGUGCAGGCGUGGGGCAACUACGACCCGUCGUCCUCGUCGCUGGGGCCGCUGCUGCAGCGCAACACGUCCUGCACCAGCAACCCCACCCUGGACCGCACCCGCCGCAGGGACCCCGCCAGCUCCCCGGGGAGCAAGAGCCUGGCGUCGCCCAUAUCAACGGAAAUCUACCCCCGGAAGAGCCUCUCCACCUACAGCUUCAGGAGCGUCUCGAGGACGGCAAGGUUCGACGAAAAGCUGGAGGCGGCGCAAAAGUCUCGCCGCCAGGACGACUUUCAAUUGGAGCUGCGGACGAGGGCGCUGAUUGAGCUGCCCACCGCCCCUCUGCCCAAGCCACGCUUCUCUCGCAGCUGUUCCUUUAGCGCCGGUCUUGAACGAGUCAGCCUGUGCACGCAGCCUCCUGCCCACGUGUGGACCACCUCCCAGACGCCGUUCAUGAUUGAAAACGACGCGCACACACACUCACACGUGGAGGCGGAGAGUCUCAGCAGGACGGCUAACAACUCGUCUGCGGCCGCCGCCGCCGUGGGUUGGAGGACCAAGGGCCGGAGCAACAGCCUGCCCAUUAUGAUUCACGCCCCCGCCGACAGGAAAUUCUCGAAGAACAUGUUGCUUCAGAUCUUCCAGGGCAAGAUUCUGCCCGGCGCCCGGCGGAACAGGAGCAGCUCGUCCAUCUUCCAAAACGACGGAAAGAUGUAAGGGCCACGCCACGCCCCUCGCCAGCAGGGCCGACGGGCAAACUUCUAAGUCAUGAUCUCUGCAACUACUCAUGCGUGUGGGCACCAGCGGGCGUGGGGUCGCGGGCCGCCGGCGUGGCAGCCCCGUGAUGCCCACGCCUCCGCGUCACAGUAGUGGUUAGCUACGACCGCCGCGCCCCAUGCCCAGCACCGAGGUAGAGAGCCAGGGGGGUGGGGGCCGCCUUGUGAUAUUAGUGGCGGGAGCGACAGGACCCACGGAGGACAGGCGUUCCGCCGGCCAGGGUCUCGCUGCACCGCAGGGGUCGGGGGUGAGGGAAGAAACGGACCAGCAAAGUUAGAUUACAUGAAAUAGUAUGUAUCUUUGUCUUUCUUUUGCUCCCACGUUAUCAAUAGCUGUCAUAUUUUGACAAGGUGUCGCUUGAUUUCCUGUAGUAGUAAGUUUACAGUAACAGAGUACCUAAUAAUGUUACAAUCCUAUAACAUAUAUUGUGAUGCAGAGGGAACUAAAUGACGAAGAAAGUCUAUGUUUUUAAAAGUACUUUUGUAUGUUUAAUAUUUAAGAAGAGUCUACAGUAAGGAAGGCGAAGCAGGGUGUUCGUAGAGGCAGCGUCAGAGCAUCGUAGUCACCGCACCGCACGGCCCGUCGAGGGCACGCCGCCGCCGAGGCGCCGCUGUCUGUGUUAAGGUUAAGGCUGCGCUAGGCAGGGCACGGCAGAACAGGAGCGUCGGGUUCGCGGCGACCAGAGGACACUCACUCACAAGACAUCAUUAAUUGUCUCUCAACAUAUUGGCGUAAUACCAAACACCACCUCGAAUGAACACUAACACCAUCACCAGCACCACUUCACUCAUCACCACCUCACUGCUCUUCGUCAUCCGGAUAAUCGCUAAGUCAUCAUUACUACCACCACUACCACUACCGCUCGUACUACUACUACUACUACGGAUCACCACCACCAACACCACAACUCAUUACUUGUGAUAUUACUAAAAGAUAAACCCUCGUUAAUCCUGACAAACAUGACGCGGGGUGUCGGGGGAGACUCGCCGCUUCACUCUUGGUUCCGAAGCCUCUCCGUCUCUCUCCCCGCCUAAAGUGAUGUACCCGAUUGGAUUCUAACUAUGUAUGGGCGAGGGAACUCAUCAUCCACUCCAAACACGCCGAGCAAAUACAAGACGGGAUUAGAGAGGCUUUGGAAUCGACUCCGAGGUUCGUUAAGUUUAAUCUGCUACGUGAAGCGAGAUGCAGACGAGACGGCCCCGGCGCCUCGAUGGGGGAAUCUGAUUUGUGAGGAUUAAUGACCUUGUUCUUUUUUUUUCUCGUAAGGUAGUUAAGUGUUAAGGUUCCUAGCAUAUCAAAUUAGAGGCUUAAGUCUAUUAGGGGGAAACUGACGCUUCCGAACGGAGAUAACUAAGCAAACCACGACAAAAAGAAGUCGAAUGAGGGAGGUUACUGUUCUGAGCAACACUGUGCAUGACUGUAUCGUUCGAGUGUGUUUCACGAAGCGCAAGUGAAACCGCGACUCUUGUUAGGCGGGCGAGGCUUGGGUCAGUAUGGGGAGGAAGUGAGGAGAGAGGACUUGUGUGUUGCUACCCCGGAAAUGGAGGACAAGAAGAAAUAGAGAAAAACAAGUGAGACAGGAGGACAUAAUUAUAGAGCACCAUAUCGGAUCAGGGGAAGAAAUAAGGAGGAAGAAAACGGUUGUGUGUUGUUAUCCCGGACUACGAGAAGGAGAAAGAAUAGAAAGAAAAGAGAAAUAAGUGAAACGAGAGGACAUAUAGAACGCCAUAACGGAUCAGAAA
Messenger RNA from Eriocheir sinensis (Chinese mitten crab), 4604 nucleotides. RefSeq lists its product as uncharacterized. Gene Ontology annotation, cellular component: membrane. Gene Ontology annotation, molecular function: G protein-coupled receptor activity. NCBI's taxonomy places the organism in Eukaryota, Metazoa, Arthropoda, Malacostraca, Decapoda, Varunidae. The record is from RefSeq and is a predicted model, not a curated record. Gene Ontology annotation, biological process: G protein-coupled receptor signaling pathway. The transcript has 8 exons. Bases 88 to 2802 code for a protein of 904 amino acids.